CCGGCGGCUCGCUCCCUCCCGAGUCCCGUCUCGCUUGCGACGGUAGGCGGCAGAAGAGAGGAACGAGAAGGCGAGAACCGGCGGCGGUGUCUCCUCUGCUACCUCCUCCUCGCGAGGCCUGGUUUCGAUCCGAGGGCCAUGGACAACCCCGCGCCACCGCCCAAUGCCACUGCGGGCGCUGGCGCAACGGCGGCCUCGCAAUCGUCGUUGCGGCGGCUGCCGGACUUCCAGCAGUCGGUGCGGCUCAAGUACGUGAAGCUGGGGUAUCACUACCUCAUCUCCCACGGGAUGUACCUCCUGCUCACCCCGCUCAUGGUGCUCGUCACCGUGCACCUCACCACGCUCUCCCCGCGCGACGUCGCCGACCUGUGGGCGCACCUCUGUCUCGACCUCUUCUCCGUGGUGGCGUGCUCCACCCUCCUCGUCUUCCUCUCCACCGCCUACUUCUUCACCCGCCCGCGCCCCGUCUAUCUCGUCGACUUCGCCUGCUACAAGCCAGGGCCGGAGCGACGGUGCACGCGCGACACGUUCAUGCGCUGCUCGAAGCUCAAUGGCUCCUUCACGGACGCCAGCCUCGAGUUCCAGCGCAAGAUCCUCGAGCGGUCGGGGCUCGGCGAGGACACGUACCUGCCUCCCUCCGUGCUCCGGGUGCCGCCCAACCCGUCCAUGGACGAGGCGCGCGCGGAGGCGCGGGAGGUCAUGUUCGGCGCCGUCGACGAGGUGCUCGCCAAGACCGGGGUGAAGCCCAAGGACAUCGGCGUCCUCGUCGUGAACUGCAGCCUGUUCAACCCGACGCCGUCCCUGUCCGCCAUGGUGGUGAACCACUACAAGCUGCGCGGGAACGUCGUCAGCUACAACCUCGGCGGGAUGGGGUGCAGCGCCGGGCUGCUGUCCGUCGACCUCGCCAAGGACCUGCUGCAGGUUCACCGGGGGUCGUACGCGCUGGUGAUCAGCAUGGAGAACAUCACGCUCAACUGGUACUCCGGCAACGACCGGUCGAAGCUAGUGUCGAACUGCCUGUUCCGGAUGGGCGGCGCGGCGGUGCUGCUCUCCAACCGGCGCGCGGACCGGCGGCGAUCCAAGUACGAGCUGGUGCACACCGUGCGGACGCACAAGGGCGCCGACGACCGGUGCUUCGGCUGCGUGACGCAGGAGGAGGACGGCGACGGCAACGUCGGCGUGUCGCUGUCCAGGGACCUGAUGGCCGUGGCCGGGGACGCGCUCAAGACCAACAUCACGACGCUCGGCCCGCUGGUGCUGCCGCUGUCGGAGCAGCUCUUGUUCAUGGCGACGCUGGUCGCCAAGAAGCUGCUCAAGAUGAAGAAGGUGAAGCCGUACAUCCCGGACUUCAAGUUGGCGUUCGAGCACUUCUGCAUCCACGCCGGGGGCCGCGCCGUGCUGGACGAGCUGGAGAGCAAUCUGGCGCUCACGGACUGGCACAUGGAGCCGUCGCGGAUGACGCUUCACCGGUUCGGGAACACGUCGAGCAGCUCGCUGUGGUACGAGCUGGCGUACAGCGAGGCCAAGGGGAGGAUCCGGAGGCGCGACAGGGUGUGGCAGAUCGCCUUCGGGUCUGGGUUCAAGUGCAACAGCGCCGUGUGGAGGGCGCUCCGGUCGGUGAACCCAGCGGAGGAGACGAACCCCUGGAUGGACGAGAUCGACCGGUUCCCCGUGGAAGUUCCCAAGGUUUCCAAGGUUUCCAGCGGCUGAAAUGGACUUGUUCGUCGCUCCUUGACUGGCAUUGUGCAAGCUAGCUUACAAUUCGAUUUCCUUCAGAAUUUGCAAUUGUUGGGAUUUCAGGAUAUGGUGGUAGGAUCGUGAUCAGGAACUGGGAGUUGUGAUCAGAAUUAACGCUUGUUAUUUCCAUAUGACACUCAUUUGUACCCGAUUGUGACACAUUAUAUGACCUUUUUGUACGCUCAACUGUUCUGAGCAUAGUCA
Messenger RNA from Phragmites australis (common reed), 1941 nucleotides. RefSeq names its product 3-ketoacyl-CoA synthase 11-like. Bases 139 to 1710 code for a protein of 523 amino acids. The record is from RefSeq and is a predicted model, not a curated record. Gene Ontology annotation, cellular component: membrane. The transcript has 2 exons. NCBI's taxonomy places the organism in Eukaryota, Viridiplantae, Streptophyta, Magnoliopsida, Poales, Poaceae. Gene Ontology annotation, biological process: fatty acid biosynthetic process. Gene Ontology annotation, molecular function: acyltransferase activity, transferring groups other than amino-acyl groups.